Messenger RNA from Thunnus maccoyii (southern bluefin tuna), 1320 nucleotides. It is a transcript of the gene slbp, whose product is annotated as stem-loop binding protein. Gene Ontology annotation, biological process: mRNA 3'-end processing by stem-loop binding and cleavage; mRNA transport. NCBI's taxonomy places the organism in Eukaryota, Metazoa, Chordata, Actinopteri, Scombriformes, Scombridae. Gene Ontology annotation, molecular function: histone pre-mRNA stem-loop binding; mRNA binding. The coding region runs from base 247 to 1053 and encodes 268 amino acids. The transcript is spliced from 8 exons. Gene Ontology annotation, cellular component: cytoplasm; histone pre-mRNA 3'end processing complex. The record is from RefSeq and is a predicted model, not a curated record.
AUGGUUCAUAGUAACGAUGUGUAACAUUUGUUAUCGCAAAUUAAAACGUUAUAAGCCUUUGUUUCACACUAAGUGAAGGAUAUGAGGAGUGCUGAGCUCUCUGGUUAUUUGGAUAACUUAAUCGUUUAGGGACAGUUUAAACUUUGACGCAGUGUGUGUCUCUGUCAGUGCAGGAGCUCUGCUGUGUUGUUCUGCUGCUGUGGACUGCAAUUGUAGCUGCAGUUACAAUUUACACUUCAAAACUAGAUGGUGCAUCUAGUCUGCAGGAGCCAAGGCCCUUCACGAUGGUCCCACUGCAGGAAAAGAGGAAUUGAUGGAAGCCUGCGGUCAAGUAGAGAUGGUGGUUGUAGGGAAAACGAUGGGAACACUGACAGCAGAGACAGACACUCCGACAGCAGACAUGCCAGUUUCACGACUCCAGAAAGCAGAGGCCCGGUGUCUCGUUGUGGUGGACAGGCUGACUGGGGCAGCCAGGUGGAGGAUGAUGAGAUGAGAAGGGAUGUACACAGAGACAUGCAGCGUUACAGGAGGAGGAUACUGGGUGCAGAGGUCACCCAGAGAGAGAGAAAGACCUCCUCUGGCUCCUCUGGGAGCUGUGACUCCAGAGAGGGAGAAACCAUGGAGACUGAUGAGGCUGUGUUGGUACGGAGACAGAAACAGAUCAACUAUGGCAAGAAUACACUGGCCUAUGACCGAUACACCAAGGAAGUUCCUAAACACAUGCGUCAGCCGGGUGUUCAUCCAAAGACUCCUAAUAAGUUCAGGAAGUACAGUCGGCGCUCCUGGGACCAGCAGAUCAAACUGUGGAAGGUCAAACUGCACGCCUGGGACCCCCCUGCAGAGGAGGGCCAAGACAAAGUCCUUGAUAACAUUGAUGAGCUGGGUCUCGAUGACGUGAUGGACAUUGAGCUGGACUUCCCAACCUUGUCAGACUCCCAGAAUGCCAUGGCCUCUCUCAACACGCACAACCUUUCACUGGAGGGUGAAGACUCUUCGGGAACUCCAGUUAAAGUACAGAAGACAGAACCCACAACGGAGCCUGACAUGGCAUAGCUCAUCCCUUGGCCUUCUCCAAGAAAAUACAUGUUCACACACAUCUCAAAUGGUGCAGCCAUUUGCCCUGACAGCGUACCAUGUUACCCAGAAUGCCUCUGUUCCAGGUGCCAGCUACUUGAUCUGCUUGAAGUAAUGCUGCACCUGCACAGCUUCACAGUGUCUGUCUGUCCCAGCUGGUAGUUAGGAGUUCAACACUGUAACACAUGUAGUAUUCUUUUCCCAUUCAUACUAGUGCCUCUUAAAGGGAAAGUUCACCCCAAAAUC